Messenger RNA from Poeciliopsis prolifica (blackstripe livebearer), 3088 nucleotides. Its product is annotated as shugoshin 2-like. NCBI's taxonomy places the organism in Eukaryota, Metazoa, Chordata, Actinopteri, Cyprinodontiformes, Poeciliidae. The coding region runs from base 108 to 2654 and encodes 848 amino acids. The record is from RefSeq and is a predicted model, not a curated record. Gene Ontology annotation, cellular component: chromosome, centromeric region. The transcript has 9 exons.
ACGGCAGAAGAAGCAGCUACUCUCGCAGAGGUCUUCAGAUCAGCCAGGAGGGGGAGCUGGAGCACCUAUGCUGGCCAAGAGACUCAUUAUGCCCAACCAAUCUGAAGAUGCCUCCCAGGAAAACGAUGACACCAUCGAAGCAGACGUCAGCUGUGGCUUCAAAGAUCAAAAACAAAAUUAUCAACACCUCCUCCUUCUUCAAGGUCUCCCUGAAGACCAACAACAAGGCCCUGGCUCUCGCUCUGCAGGCCCAAAAGGAGAAGAGCAGGCAGCUUGAGAUGGAGGUGGUGCUCCUGCAAAAACAGGUCAAAGAUCUCUGCUUCCAGCUGGCUACCAAGAAACACAACCAAAGGAAACUGAUGCUCAUCUUGAAAAAUCUCCAUAAUAACACUCUACAGCAGCUGGACAUGAUGGCACAACUAGUUUCUGAUGACGAUUCUCCAAGACUGUCAGAGGGCUGCCACUACCCAACAGAUAAAAACAAAGAGAACGAUGCAGCAGCGCGGAGGCCUGAAAUGUUAAGGAAUCUUUUCUGUCACAACAAAAACAUAGAAGCUACACCAGGUCUGCUCAAAGGAAACCCUCAUCUGGAUGUUUUAAGUGCCCUAACCAGAUGCAGCAACUCCUCUGAUAUUUUUCAUGAAAACGCAGAGGAAAGGCGUUUCAGUCAACGUGUUCAACCCACUCAGACUUCACUCUCAGACAGGAGUGAAGUGGAGCGCCUGUCCCAGUCCAGCUCUCAAAUAAACUCUGUCCUCUGUCCUCAGCACAAUCAAACGCAUGGAAACUCCACAACAUCCCUUUCUAGUGACGUAAACGCUCCAAGUGUGUCAGCCUCAGAAGUUGAGUCUCAGUUAGCAAGAACUGACAAUACAGUGCUUCUCAAUACGUCAAUGGAGAUUACAUUGAGUAACGCAGUUGAAAUUGUCACCGUGGAAACCAAAGCCAAGAAGAAAGGUCCUUCCUGUGAGACAAAAGGCACAGAGAGUCAACAGGUGGGUUCCAGUCCAGAUGUCCAGAAUGGUUUCAACCACAGACCAAAUAAGGAACCUGUGAAAAUUUCUACUCAGAAAAAUAAACCAGAAGAUAAAGACUCAAGAGUUCUUGAGGUACAGUUACCGAAAAAACGCGGCAACAAUAUGAAAGCAUCUCGCAUCCCCAAGCUUGCCAGUCACCAGAAGACAUCCAAGAGCGAUACUGACAGCUGUGACACUGUCUCACAAGAUUUAAAUAAUUAUUUUUCCAAUUCUAAAGUUACCUUGUUGAAGGCUGGGGGCAGUGAACCUGAAGAAGGUUCACCAAGUUCUAAAAUCACCUACAAACGUUCGAGAACUAAAGUAAGGAGGCGCUCUAUGGUCAUUCAAAAGACCUCGUCAGUCCGUCUGCCUCAUGAUGACGAGAGCCAACAGUCCAAACCGGAGAAGGUCCAUGAUGAAGAGGAAGCAGAAAAAACAGAGCCACCUCCACCAUAUGAAUACAUAUUCCAUCCAGUGGAGGAGGCAGGUCUCGGGUCAGAGGAGAAUCAGCCUCCUGCAGCCAGGAGGAAAACGCAGAACAGGCCGAGAUGCAGAGAAACUUUUGUCAUCUCUCUUUCUAGGAACAGUAACUCGCUGGGUCUGGAUUGUGACAUGAUGCUUCCUGGAGAGCCCCACUGCCCAGCUGAGGAGCUGCUAGACGAUCUGUCUCAGAGUUCUGGAUAUUUCCAGGCAAAUCAGCAAACAGAGACCAACAGCACUUCAAAGCGCCCUCUGGUGGAAACAUCAAAGCAUAACAUGGAAGUCCUGCCAGCAGAUGAAUGUGACCGUUCAGAGAACCCAACAUCUAAAAAAUCCAGACGAGACGAAGCAGGAGGUUCCAGGAACAGGAUGAUAUCGUCACUGGGGAAAUAUGCUGAUGGUUACGACUCCAGGCGAAAGAGAAAAACAAGGAAAAGCAGUAAAAAGGUUUUAUCUGAAGAUGAAUCUGGUCUGCAUCCCAUCUGCCGUGAUGAGCUUCUUGUCUGCAGCCCUUACAGUCUGAAGGUCAGGAAGGAAGGUAAAGAGGAUUUUCAGAUGCUCCUCAGCCAUGAUCAUUAUGACAUUGGUGAAAAUCCACCUGAUCCUAAAGACUCCAAAGGCAGGAAUGCUUCAAAACUACAAAGGAAGACAAAGCUGCACACAGCAGCCGAAACCAAGAACCUAAGGAAGACAUUUGUCAUCCACAGACCGACAUGUCAGGACAAAAGCAAUAACACAAGGACAUCGGUUGUUAAUGAUGAGAUGGAUCAUCAGGAUGUCAGCUUUCUGAUAAUGGAUGUGGAUCCACCAUCGCUGCUUGCAGAGCUCAGCACUCUGGACCCAGAAUCCAAUUCUGCACCCAACUCUCCAAAAAGGAGCCCAUCAUGCAGGCUGGUGGUGACUGAGGGGUCAACUAGAGCCUCACCAGCAGGAAGAACUCUAACAACUGUUACCAACACAUUUCCAAACCCAUAUGGUGAAAAUAAAGGAAGAAGCAGGAGAAAGAACUGUGUGGUCUCCUAUAAGGAGCCACCACUGAACAGGAAAAUUAGGCGUGGAGAUGAUUUCACAGACACCACAUUUCUGAGUUCUCCGGUGUUUAAAGGCAGGAGGAAGAAGACGAAGAAGACGAAGAAGACGAAGAAGACGAAGGAGUAGAAGAAAACAGUGGGGUGGGCUGUGGACAGACAACAACAAAUACUUUUUCCUUGUGAUAAAUCCAGUGUUCUAGUUUCCUACAGAGAAUGCUAGUUCAGAAUUUGUUCAAAUUUGUGGUGUUAAGACUUUAGAUUUUUUACAUCAUUGUCAUUGGGGACGUAUCAGCUGUUUGCUCCUGAUGGGAGGCCAGCUGUAAAUAAUUGAGUGGAAGCUGAUAACCCGAUACUCCCUGUGAUGUUCAGCUGCACAGAAUAAAGUCUCAGUUAAGCCAACCAUGUUUAGGAUUUGCUGUGUGAGCAUGCUAAGUGAAGAUCUCCCAGCUCCACUUUUUGGUCCAUCAGCUUGUGUUGUGAGUAUAAAUCUUAACAUAUUAGAUCUGUUGAAGCUUGUAUAGUUUUUUUUUUCUAUUCAGGGAUUCCUUCAAAAUUAUUUUC